CGAAGAAUGACAAGAGUUAUUUUUUCAUGCUGCCCCUCGAGGCAAGUAAUUCCUUCUAUUAAACACCACUGGCUCAUCAAUCAACUAAUUAUCUUUUAGAUCCGAAUCGAAAUCUAUGAGUAUGUUGUAACAGCUGCUCCAGAGGUCAUCUAUCCCAAGCAAGUAACAAAAGGAUCCAACAAGUUCAUCCGGGGAAUGUGGGGAGAAUACCGAUGGAAGACUAGUUAUGACAUCUGCCCAAGCAAGCCUAUCCUCGAGGUGGAUGAACCGGUACCAUUAGACAUCGUCUCCCUCGCACGUGUCUCUCGAAGGGUAUAUCAUGAACUAGAAGCAUACCCUGUCUUUUACCGCGUUAACACUUUCGGGUUCGAGUUUGUCGAACAUCUCCAUGUAUUCCUAGCGGCCAUUACCCCUAAGCGCAGAGCAGCGAUUCGACGGCUUGAAGUAUCCAUAUAUGGGACUCACGCUGACCGCGACCUUCACCGCGACCCUCACUGCGACCCGUGGUGCUCCUACCGUCGAAUAUGGGAUCCUAACAGGCUUUCCCAGUUACCCUCUUUCCACCCUAAGCCUUUUUUCCUGUCUUUGCUCAGCCAAUGCAGAGACAUCAGGGAGUUCCGCGUACAACUAAAGCACAUAACGGGCCCAGAAUACUUGAAAGUUCUUGCGACGUUGCCUCUUGAUGCAGCCUCUCCGUGGAAUCUACCAUUUAUCCGGGUCGGGAGCUACUUAAGAUCUCAAACAUUUUUUGUGUUCGGGGAAACCCCAACCAUUCCAACGCUAGCUCUGGAGCAUAUGUGGUCCAUCAAGUUGAGUGAUGCUCAAUUGAAUAGCCCCGAAUUCGCGGAGCAUAUACACUGGUCGAAGCAGUUCCACUUAGCGAUGGCUACUCGCAGGAGACGCGCACAGGAAGAAGGAAAUAGGUUUCCCAAGUGGUUCACGGACCUGGGUGGACGACAACCGCUCGAUGAGGCUAUCGGGGCCGCGGGCCUCGACUUCUCAGGAGAGGACCGGGUUAGCCAAGAUCGCGCCAACAGCACUGUUGGCCCCAUCUCGUCUCGAACGAGACGCAAAAAAUGGACGAUACACUCGCCAACCGGUGUACUGAACUACCAGCAACCCAAGUACAGUGCCGACGGGAUGCUGGUGAUAUGGAACUAUCGUGUUACUGAAGUUCGCUGGAACGACUCACACGAAAUCGAAUGCAAGUUAAAGUACAGCGAGCCUGAUAGAGUUCCUGCAACUUCGUGGGAAAACGUAGAAAGUGUGGUGCGCACGUCGGCUGGUGAGCAUACACUCUGCGUAUUCUACGAUCAAACUCAUUGGGCCGCCAUAAAAACAAUGUAUUGCAAUCGUGACCUCAACUGUUCUCAGUUGUUGGGCACACCAUCCCCAAACGACGUCUUCGAACUUGUAGGCGACAUCAACAAGGUCUUAUCAGAAGUAUAUAAAGAUCAUGAACAACGUUCCGAGAGGAAAAAAAGGUUGGAAGAAUGGCGCCAGGUGACCGAUAAGUGGAUGACUACGAUUGGGCAAAUCAAGGGGGAGUAGCCGCGCACGCUGACAAUGCGGCGAAGGAGCGUGGUAGUGAAUAGAGCUAAGGGGAGAGAAAAGAAAGGGAAACGGAAAAGGAGUUAGCAGAAGAAAAAGAGGCUUGUUUUGAAAUCUGAAUGGGAGGGAGGCAGGGGCUUCUUGAUGAAGCUAAGCUGCUGAUCACGAAGGUACGGGGGUACGGGAUAUCGAAACACAUCGGACGAUAUCUAGAAUGCCUUCAAAAAGGGUGUGCGUUUUACAAUAAUUAUUUCAUAACCCUACACGAGAGCCUAGAUAGAGGCAUAGACCUAUGAUGAACUUUCUUCAAAGAAGUUCUCGCCUUUCUCCAUAAAAGCAAUCAUCUAAGGUGAAAUAUUGUCGCGUGUCUAUUUAGAUUUACGCCUGAAUUUCACUCUCCUGCUUGAUCGGCUCAUCUGCGUCAUUAGCAUUGAGAUUAUCCCUUUCCUGCCAUUUGGGCGACCGCCCACUGGCAAGGUUUACUUUCAAUUUGCUGCCGCGGAAGUCGAUACCAUUCAAUGCAUCCAUAGCCGCCUGAGCUUCCUCUGGCGUGGCGAAGUCUACGAAACAGUAAUCGUGAUUGCCAGGCUUCGAGCGCGCUGAUUGGUUGGCCAUGAUUCUCUUGCUGAUCGCAUCGCUUUACAACAUGUUA
Messenger RNA from Annulohypoxylon truncatum, 2203 nucleotides. RefSeq lists its product as uncharacterized. The record is from RefSeq and is a predicted model, not a curated record. NCBI's taxonomy places the organism in Eukaryota, Fungi, Ascomycota, Sordariomycetes, Xylariales, Hypoxylaceae. Bases 196 to 1551 code for a protein of 451 amino acids. The transcript is spliced from 2 exons.